ACCCAUCCCCUCUUCUUGUUUUUGUUGUUUCGAUACGAAUUGUGCAAUUUGGUAUUGUUUAUUGGAAAUUUGGAAUAGAGACGUUGAAGAUCGGGGGAAAAUAUAGGUGUAAAGGGAUAACUUGAGAUAUGUGAAACAUUAAACUGUGAAUACAUAAUUAUUUAGCGCCGUAUAUCGCAUUUUUAAAAAUUUAAGUUUCACAUUUUCGCUAUGACAUUUAGAAGACUACCCUAAGUUAUUUUCAGGUAUUAAAAUGACCUCUUUUCCUGGGAACCAACAAACCUAUGAGUACCAUGCUGUGGACAACUUUGAAGUCCGUUUGGAAAACCGGAGUUCAGGAUGUUGGUCAUCUUCAUCUGUGAAAUUAGUCCAACUUUGUUGCAUUGGAAUAUUGCUUCCAAUUGUGUGGAUUCUAGUUCCUGUUUAUGCCCGUCUAUUUUCGUAUGCUAAUUCUGCUGUGCCUUUAACAAAUACUCAGAUGCGGAUGUUAGAUUCAACUUUUUCUACAUUCUGGUGUCAAGGUCAACUUCUUCAAACAAAUGUAACCUUUGAUGCCUAUUUGAUGAAUAGCAAACCUAGUGCUUACUCAUACACCCAACAUUUUACACAUCACUUCGAGUUGGAUGAUGAUCUCAAAGAAUUUUGGGGAUUUUAUUUGCUUGAGGGUUCGCAGUUGACGAUUAGCUCCUGCGCAAGAUAUAUGGGAGCGAGUGUUACAGUUGUCAAAGGAAACACUUCUCUAAAGUUGCUUUCGUGUCUUGAAGAAGGGUUUACUUCUAGUGAGGAAGGAUCUUUGGAACGAAAGAAAAAUAUCACCAUGCUCCUAAAACAAAACACUUCUUCCAAUCCAUCAAGAAAAGGCCAAGUUGAAGAUGGUCAAUCCAUGAUGAGGAAUAACAUAGCGAACGGCCAGCCGAUGCUGAUUUUGAAAUUGGACGAUGACGUAGAAGAAAUCGAAAAUGGCGCAUUUGAAUUGGCUGACGAUGAAGUAGUUAAAGAAAAGGACGUUUUAGCGAAUCCAAAUUGGGGUGGCACAUCGACGUCGGGUGAAUCGUUGACUUCCAGCUCAGAGGAGGCAUUGCUCGCUUGUGCUAGUCCAGUGAUGAAUCAGUUUGUGAUUCCUGACGAGAACUGCAACUCAACGAAUGCCAAGCAUAGCCUUCUUCGAUAUGUUGUUGAUGGCGAAGGAUAUUAUUCAAUCAUCUUCUCGAGCAAUUUUGAGCAAAACGGGCAGGUAAAAAACCCUGUUUCCACGGAAUUUGAUAUACUUCAAAAUGUUUUUAACGUUACGGAUGCGGCGGCGUCUUGCCAUAAUACCACUGAGUGCCAUUUUUCUCUUCGAUUCGCAUCAAAUGAGCGAGUAGUCGUUACGCUUUCGACACCUCGUUACGAUGAUGGCAAUGGUGAUUGGGACUCAAUGUACUAUAUCGAAUCCCAGUGUAUUCCACGUACGAGAGUUUAUCUUGCAUUUGGAUUGACCCUUCCACUCGUUCUUAUCCUCUGUGCCUUCUUAUAACUCCCCAUUCGUUUGUCUAUCUUUGGCUGUAUAAUUUUCGGCCGUAGGGUUUAGAUCGCUUUAGACAAUGUUCAGAAAUGAUCCUCAAAGCACGUCGAUUUUGCCUUAAAUCAGGGAACAAAUUUGGAUUUAACUUUAAAGACAAGUGCGAACUUUUAGUUCUCUAAUGUGCACUAGAAGUUCCUAAACAUGUUAUACGUAAAAAAUGUAUGCAGAUAAAUAAUGUACCAAAAACAUAAACAAAUAUACAUUACCGCGUUGGGCUAAGGAAAAGACGAUGAG
Messenger RNA from Daphnia carinata, 1798 nucleotides. RefSeq lists its product as uncharacterized. The record is from RefSeq and is a predicted model, not a curated record. Bases 254 to 1516 code for a protein of 420 amino acids. Lineage: Eukaryota; Metazoa; Arthropoda; Branchiopoda; Diplostraca; Daphniidae. The transcript has 6 exons.